Rotaria socialis is the source of this 2016-nucleotide messenger RNA. The record is from the annotation of a GenBank genome assembly. NCBI's taxonomy places the organism in Eukaryota, Metazoa, Rotifera, Eurotatoria, Philodinida, Philodinidae.
AUGUCGAAACAGUAUUCAACAUGGGCAUCAAAUCAAUCUGUACCAUCCGUGAGCACAGAUACAUUAACGAUAAAGUUAAUAGCUAUGAAAGUCGAUGAACAACACGCAUUAAAAACUAUUAAAGAAUUUCCAGCUGUCUCAAAAAUGAAUGUUAGCAAUCACGCACAAACAUCACCGGCACCCAUUGAUAUUCUACCUUCAUUAUCAAACGAACAGAAUUUUGUUGAACAAUCCUCAAAAGACUCAGCAUCAGCACUAAAACAAAACCUUAAAUAUAAACAUCAACAGAGUAAAAUACGUCAUCUCCAUCGGGAACGAAAAACUUGCGUAGAACAAAAACCAACAAAUAUUUAUGCAUCAAAAAUUAAGAUCAUGAACUCGAAAUAUCUUGAUCGAAAUCAAAAAAAGGCAAUUGUACGUUCUCGAGUGUCUAAUAAUACAGACCAACAAACACCUUUACCUAUCCAUCGUGAUGAGGAUGUUCAAUCAGUAUCACUAAAUAAAAAUCGAGAAAAAAAAACAAGCCAUGGAAAUAUUCCUUUGCAAACAAUUGAAAACAAACUUGUAUCUCAACGCAAAGCACUUAACAACGAAACUCAAGUUAGUAGUUAUCCUUCAACGACCUGUGCUCAGUCAGCUCCAUCAACUAUUAAUGCAUGUUGUGCUCCAGCAUCUCCACAGGUCUAUUAUGUCGAUGACUGUUGUAGUCCGUCGACAAUCAAUUGUGGAUCGAAUAAUUGUAUGGUUCAACAAUGUGGAUCAAUUGUUUGUUGUCCUCAAGAACAAGAACAACAACAAAUAAUCAUAUGUAACAAUUCAAUGCCGUCGCAGAAUUAUUGUUGUUCAUCGUCGAAUAAUAAUUGUAUUCAACAAGAAUAUAUUUGUGUUGAUAAUACAUCGAAUUUGUCUUGUUGCAAUCCUACAACAAUAGGUUCGUGUAAUCAAAUUUAUCUAUGUGAGCCACAAAGACAAACGCCAGGAACUGCAAGUAUUGUUCUUCAACAACAACCUCAACAGAUACAAAUUAUUCAAAAUUCACAACCGGCAACUGCACAAUAUCUUCAAAUAUCUUCAGCCUCUCCGCAAGUGAUACAAACCGUUGAAAGACCCAUCGGUCAAAAUAUUGGAGGUGGCCCACAAAUUCUUUAUCAACGUCCGUACGAUGCUUUGGCCGCACCAGCUCAACAGAACCAAUUUGUUACUGCAAACAAUUCCAAUCUAGCAUUGAGUCAACCAUCCUAUGCACGAACACAACCAAACAUGUUUCGUCAUGCUCUUGUUCGCACUGUUGCUAACAAAACAGGUUUACCAUUACCAAUACAAUACAUCGGUCGCGUUCCAUUGACACAAUCACCAUCGAAUAAUCCAAUGGGUGGAGUGCUACAGUCUAGUCCUGCAAGUCCUCUAAUUACUGGUGCUUCGCAGGGAUCGACAUCCUUGCCAAUCGUACCACUUACUCCAGGUGGUUUACUUAUUCCAUUUGAGCCAAAUGAAUCGUCACAAAGCAUGAUGCGUGGUGGACUUCCUCGAACGAGUCGUUAUUUUGGAACUCAAACAAAUGUCGAUAGUAUUCUACGACAGAUACAACACCGUGCUAACCUUUUAGCUAAUUGGCAACAACAAAUAAAUUCGAAUCAGAUAUCAUCGACUCCUGUGCGUUCUCGAAACACGACAAAUCCCUCAUUACCUGUAUUUACAUCAAAUUUACCGCAAUCACUAUCUUCAUCUACAAUUAAUUCACCACGUCUACCUUCUACAUUUCCGUCGAACACCGUACUACCUCAACCGAUAGUAAACAGAUCACAAACUCCACUCAGAAAUUCAAAUAUUUUUGGUUCAUCCAGUAGUAGUAGUAAUUCAAGUAAAUCAUUAUCAUCAUCAUCAUCUCUAGCACGAAAAACACCGAAUCGAACACCGUCAACAGCAGGUCUCUUUGUACAGCCGUCCUUCGCUAGUUCACGUGGCGAAUCGAUUAUAUCGAGACCGUCAGCUGUCUAUCAAUCGUUUCAACCCUGA